UGGUUAUUGCUAACCAUAGUAUUCAAUCAGUACUGGUCAGGCGAUCAUCGGACCACCAUCUUGCACCAGGAGCACAAAAUUAGGGGUUGUAUGGCAGUGCAGAACUUCGCAUUUUUUCCUGCAUUUCUCCCAUUCCUAACCUCCAGCGUCUUUAUUUUCUAGAAAGCUCUCCAACAUCUCUCGCAACUCAAGCUCAAGUGCUCCAACAUUUCUGGAUCGAUCUUGCUAUUAGAGAAGAUCAGAAGACCGGUAGAAGCCCGCUACAACUCCACCUAAUUAUCCAGGCCGAAACCUACAGGGCCACAUUCACAAUCGAUCAAGAACUCAAGCUAGGCUGCCAGAGACGACGCCGUAUCCAGUUCCUGUUUUCCUUGGGAGUUCUUUGUCUUCCGUCUUGAGGUGCUCCAAGUACACAAAGGAUUCCCUGCAGUCCGUACCUAUUUGCAGAGUUGGAUUCCUGUUCAUCAAAAGACGAGAUAAGAGUCCUAGCUUGGCUGAAGAACUCCAGGAAACACAUCCGCAGGUAAACAGGUCACUUGAAGCAAUAAGCAGUAUCUGAGGAAGCAUGGCCAAGCAUCACCCAGAUUUGAUCAUGUGUAGGAAGCAGCCAGGAAUUGCCAUUGGGCGGCUUUGCGAGAAAUGUGAUGGCAAGUGCGUGAUUUGUGAUUCGUAUGUGCGUCCUUGCACCCUUGUACGGGUCUGCGAUGAAUGCAACUAUGGAUCAUUCCAAGGCAGAUGUGUGAUUUGUGGAGGGGUUGGCAUAUCUGAUGCCUACUACUGCAAAGAGUGUACCCAGCAGGAGAAAGAUAGGGAUGGGUGUCCCAAGAUCGUCAAUUUGGGGAGUGCCAAAACAGAUCUCUUUUACGAGCGUAAGAAAUAUGGCUUCAAGAAAAGAUGAAGGGCGUACGCUAAAUUCAUUUCGUCCCCUAUGAUCCAUACAUUGUUUUUUGAUUUUAUUUGGGGCAUCUCUGUCUUGUUUCAAGAUUUUCUGUUGCCUAAUGUACGAGAUGGAGAUCGAACUCCUGUCUUGAGGGACUUUUUAUGUCAUUAGCGGCUUAGCCUCA
Messenger RNA from Macadamia integrifolia, 1064 nucleotides. Its product is annotated as PHD finger-like domain-containing protein 5A. Gene Ontology annotation, cellular component: U12-type spliceosomal complex; U2 snRNP; precatalytic spliceosome. NCBI's taxonomy places the organism in Eukaryota, Viridiplantae, Streptophyta, Magnoliopsida, Proteales, Proteaceae. The record is from RefSeq and is a predicted model, not a curated record. Bases 566 to 898 code for a protein of 110 amino acids. The transcript has 4 exons. Gene Ontology annotation, biological process: mRNA splicing, via spliceosome.